Musa acuminata subsp. malaccensis (wild Malaysian banana) is the source of this 898-nucleotide messenger RNA. RefSeq names its product protein SODIUM POTASSIUM ROOT DEFECTIVE 1. The record is from RefSeq and is a predicted model, not a curated record. Gene Ontology annotation, molecular function: metal ion binding. Lineage: Eukaryota; Viridiplantae; Streptophyta; Magnoliopsida; Zingiberales; Musaceae.
UCUUGUUGGUUUGAUCAUUAAGAAAGCAUGUCUCCUUUACACUGCUCUCCAGAGAACUAUGUAAGAGAGAGAGAGAGAGAGAGAGCAUUAUAUGUAGCUCAUCUUAUCGAGUUACCAAAGAAACACUGCAAUCUUGUAAGAGACCCUUGUUGUCUCGCUCUCUACAGCGCGCGCGCGCACACACCCACACAAAUGAAGGCCAAUGGCUUCCUAUGCCGGUCGCAUGUUGAUGCAGUUUGCAUUCCCGGGGAUCCACGGUCGAUGAUCAUGCCACGGCGGCCGGACAGGACGCUGGCGGAGCACUCGAGGCUCGUCGACUUGAAGUACUCGCGCCUCGUCGACUCCCGGAGAUUCAACUCCGGCGAACGAAGCCGCGCAGUCACCCUUCCAAUGGUCACAAAGAAGCAAAGAGAACCAAGGCCUGCUAAGACCACCACUGCCACCGGUACUGUCCCCUCCCGUCCUCCUUCCAAUGACCAUGUCUUCCAGGUGGUGGUCAUGAGAGUUUCGAUCCACUGCCAAGGUUGUGCAGGAAAAGUAAGGAAGCACAUCUCUAAAAUGGAAGGUGUGACAUCCUUCAGCAUAGAUCUGGAAUCCAAGAGGGUAAUAGUGAUGGGACAUGUGUCCCCGGUGGGGGUCCUGGAGAGCAUAUCAAAGGUGAAGAAGGCCGAGUUGUGGCCUUGCUGAAUUGCGCUUGGAGUCUCUCUUUUCCGUGAUAAGAUGGAUCAUGCCUUUUCUUUCUUUAGCUAUGUUUGGUUGUCCGUGUUGUGGCUUUAGCAUGGAAGAAAAUGUGCCCCGAUUGGUGAUGCAUAGUGAGUGUUCCAAGUUCCAUGAUUUCCUUAGACCUCAUGUUACUGUACCGUUGUACAUUACUUGAUUGAACCAUGUUUUACCCUAA